CUGUGCUGCACCCUGAUAUCAGUGUGGCAUGAACUGCCUGUCAGUCCCUGGUGGGUCUUGUGAGUCAAGCUGGAACGCUCCCUAGACACAGCCAGUCACUGCCUAAAGAUCAUGGAAAGAUCUCUUAAGGCUGGGUUACAGAUUAGGGCACACCAGUGUGUUUUUCCUCAAUCUCCUAUCUCUGGUUUUGGCAAGAAGGAAGUUGGACUAAAUGAACAUGGGAACUUGCUUGGAUCUACAGUUUUCUUCUGCAGUGACCUGUGCCAAGUUGUGCUUUCCACGCUCCUGCCUGUAUCCCGUCAGCAGCUCUGGGAAUAGGCUGAUCAGGUAAAAUCCUUGAGAGAUCAGGUUCCAUCAGUGAAAUAACUGUGUUUGUCUUUAGGGGUCCAUUCCAGAACGAGUGUGGGAUCAACCCAGAAGAUAAGGGUUUUCAGUCUUUCUGGUGCAGUUAAGGACACUUGAGCAAGCAUCCACAUGUAUCCUGCUUCAGUAUGCAGGGCUCAGGCUUAUUAAACUUCUAAAUAGGUUUCAAAGUCCGUUGUUUUCUCCUCUGAGUUACAAUUGUAGAAUUAAGUUGUAGGCAAGAGUUAGUGUGUUCUAAUGUGGAGGGGUGGGUUUGUGGCUGUUUUUUCCUUUUUACAUCAGAAUUGUUGUUUUCUUGGUUUGAUAACAGUGUGUACAACAGAAGGUUGUGGUGGUGAAGGAGUCAGUACAGUUUCGCAUAGAAUCCACUGAAGGUGUUUAUGUUCUGUUUCAGCCAGGGCUGCUGCAUAUGUUAGUAUUCUGUAUGUGGAAAAACAAUGCCAUGUCUUAGGCAAGAAUAUUUAUAAGGCUGAGAAUGAUAGAAUCAUUUAGGUUGGAAUAUCCUUAAGAUGAUUAAGGUCAACAUGUCAUGGUUUAACAUUGCAGUGAAGUUCUCCCCUUGCCCCUGCUCCAGCUUGGACUUACUCACAGAUCACAGGAUUGUACCUGCUUGGAGUGGAGCUUUAUCUCUGAGCCGGUCUCCUCAGAGAUAUAUAUACCUGCUCUGGGAGAGACUUAUCCACAGCCACAGUGGCUUUGAAAUGCACCAUAAUCCCUUUAGAGGCAUACUAGCUGUGGCACAGUCAUAACCACGGCCACAGAUGCUUUGAGAUGCACCUGCUCUCACAUGGACUUAUCUGCAGGUCACAGUCCCUUCAGCUCGAGUUCCCACAGGAGUUCCAGCCUGUCCAGCACAGCAGCACAGAACAGCAGUGAUGCCUUGGUCACCUGCCAGCUCAGGGGCAUCACUGUGGCUGCUAUCAAAUUGUUCCCAGGCACAGCAGGAAGUUGAUAAGAAUAAUGUUCAUCAUGUCUGCUUUUCGUCAAACAAUAACUGGCAAACUGAGUCAUGGCUGGGCUUGGCGAACGAAGAUUUGGGAGAGGUCUCUAUCCACGUUUGUCACAAGCGCGCUGGUGGCUAAAAAGGCAAAUACAACUGCAUUUGUAGAAGAUGUCAAUACAGGGCUUUGCAAAAGUGGGUAAAGCCUUCAAGCCUGCACAAUGGAUUUUUUAGGUGAGACACAGUGUGCGCUGAACUGAACCCACCCUUUAAUCCUGUGGUUCAUCUGCUGGGGCCGAGCGAGCUCGAGCUUGGACGGUGGCAGCGAGGUCCUCAGGAUGUAGGUUUAAUUAGAGUGACCUUCUCUUAGAUGGGUAAGGCCAAGGGCAAACUGAGUGCUAUACCAACUAACUGCAGUAAUUCUGGGAUGUACAGAAAUGGGUGGCAUGUGGCCCUGGGCAGAGAGAGCAAGUUGUUUCUGGAGGUUCUCUGAUGUUAGUAUUUCCUCCCACUUGAUCUGGGAAUAUACAGGUCUGCAUUCAGCCUGUAACUGUGCUAUAUUUUGUGUUUUGAAAAGUUGUUUGUUUUUUUUUUUUAACAACUCCUAUGAAGCUCAGGGUUGUGUUUUAUAUAGGCACUCUGUUUUCUGGCAUUCACAGAAGUAAGACUGAGAGUGCUUCUUAAAUCAAAAAAUGUGCUCAGGGCAAACCUUGAAAAAAUGUUGAUUUCCUUUGGCCACAACAGCUGUGCACUCUAUUACUGUAGCAAAAGCAGAAAAGUGGAGCUGUUAUUUUCCCUGUGGUGUCUGGCUGCACAGCAGAGCUUUUGUGUCAUGUGUGGUCUGUGGUACAGGUAUUGUGAACUGUUCUGUCUUUUAUAAAAGAUAGGUCUUCUAUACACAGGAGUAUACUAGAUUGUUGGUAUUUGCUUGCAACAACUGUACUUUCAAAGCUACGAUUAAAAAAAGGGGACAAUAUUUUUCCUGCAAAUGACAUUAAAAAAAUCCCUGCUACUUUAAAUUCAGUUUGGUUCUGGAGUUGGCUCAUGGUGCAUAUAAUGUACUAAGCAGGAGACAUGCUGUUCUUCAAAGGAAUUUACACAAAUUAAGCUAAUUCCCUACCCUAGGGAAAUACCUUCAAAAUCAUCUCCUUAGGCUAGACAGCAGAGGGCCUGAAAAGGGAACUCUGGUGAAUGUAUUGCAGUAUCCAGUGGCAUCCUCAUAAAAACCCUGUUGCUCUGAGGAUUUGAGUGGUAGGAGACCCUCCAGUGUGGCUUCUUUCACAUUCACUAUAACAAGAGCUGCAGCAAUUUAAGCACUCAAAGCUGAGUGGUUUUUUGCCUCUCUGAAAGACAGGCUUAAUAAAAGAGACCAAUUUGCAAAACACAGUGCUUGGAGCCUUGGUCUAGCUGGUUGUGUGUUUUCAUAUGCUCCAUUCAAAACUUCUUAAAACCAAGUCACUUAUAUGUCACAUAUAUCUGUCAAGAUGGGAUUUUAGGAACCAAAGUCUGUAUAUCCAGUGAUCUCUCUCUUGGUUUGAUCCUUUUUGCUUUCAUUCCAAACUUCCUUAGAGUUGUGAUACAGGGUUUAAACUGAGCCUGCAGCUGAAGCCUGAGGGUAUUUAGCAGUUAAAAUAGUACUAGAAUGUCACUUUGAAAAACAAGGUUAUACUACAGCAGUGUUGGGCUGGCACAAGUCUUAAAGCAUUGAUACAUUUGUUCACUGUCUUGUUUUGCUUUUUGUAGUGUUUUUUUGUUUUGUUUUGGUUUUGGUUUUGUUUUCUUUUGAUUGUUUAUUUUGUUUUUUAAAGUUAUUAUUUGGGCAGAUAAGUUCUCCUGAGGUUCUUCAGGUCACCAGUCAGCCAGACUGGCAAAAAAAAAAAUUAAAUUAUUGUCCUUCAUUGUAUUUGGAUCGCUUCUGAUUUCCUUGUUUUCCCUUCUCUCUUAGAAUUUCUUUUACAACCAGUGCCCUUUUGUGUGAUAUCAGGAUAGAUUUUACUGGUUUAGAAUACAGGAAGGAAUGUAGGCCAUAAAUAGAUGGCAUAUAUUCUUCUAACACCAGGAAUACUGAAAUAGCUCAUCUCAAAAGACAGGGAACACCUCACCCAUUGGCCAGAUGCCAGGAGGUUACAGGAUUGACAAUAAAGUGGCAGGCCUGAAAGGCAGAUUAAUGGUAGGCUGUGCUCUAAAAAAGAGCAUGUUGAGUCCCAGGAGAAAUUUCUGCAGGAGCAAAUUCAGGAAGAAUUCAGCCAUAUGCUGAUAGCUUAAGGCAGUUUUGCCUUUCUCUUGACUCCUCUAUCCCCACAAGGUUCUGGCUUUCCCAUGUGGUGUGUUGGUCCCCGUGAUUCUCAUGGAAUGGGCUAGCUGCCUUCUCUGCUUUAACCGAAUGUAUUCAGGAGGGGCUCGUCUGUACAAGUCUGUUUGAAGGAAAUCCUUCUUAUACAAUCAGCCUUUUCUGCACAGCCAGGUAACUGCAAGGGCCCUUAUAAGUUUUGCAGAAGAUAGUCUUUAGCUGGGUGACUUUGACUUGAUGCUGAAUAGGCUGAGCUAUCCAGACCCUCCUGUGGAUUUUUUUUUUGUUUGGUGGGCUUUUCCCCACCAUUAGUAGUUCUGUGUUUUUCCUUUUGCAAAGCAGGAUUGCCCAUACCUGCCAUUCUGGAGUGCUCAGAGCCAUAAAUUACAGCUGUUCUUUGAUAAGGUGACAAGGAUGCCACGGCCCAUCCAAAGAUACUUAUUUAAAUAAUAGCUUGUUGUUUGUACAUGGGACUUCUGACAUUGCUCAUGGAGUUUUCCAGGCUUUUGUAUGGACAGCCUGUGCAGCUGUGGUUAUCCUCAAGCUCUCAGAGCAGAAUGGGAUCAGAGUUCUGCCUCUCUAAUGUCUGCAUUGCUGUGGCAGUAUAGAGCAGAUGAGUGGUUUUCAAAAGCCCUGCUCUGCUAGAGUGCUGUCCACCACAAAAACUGUGAAAUACAGUUGACUUUCAUAUAAAGAGUUUUUUAUUACCUAAAAUAUUUUUACAAUUGUCAUGUGAAACAGGUUAAAGCAGAAAACAACUAUGGGUCAGAAUUCAGGCAAUCCUGCAAGAAAUCAUCCUUUCCCCAAAGGGAGAACAAACAAUAUAAGAAGCAUUCCUGGUUCAGAGAAGUGGCAGAGAGAGUGACAGACACCUGAGGUGGUACCUCUGACCUCUCUUUGUCUUGCUCACACAGGAGAUCGGGGGAGGGAGUGUGGAGGGCAGCUCCACCUGGCAAUGUCACCGUGCCCUCUGCUAGUGCAGCACCUUAGCUGACUGUCUACCUGAGCCCCAGGCACUGAGUUACUGGUCUGAUUCACUCCCCCUCAGUCUGGUGAAUCUGUCCUGGCAGUCAGGUGUCUCCUGUGUUCAUCAGUCGGAUGUGCUGCAGGCUGAGAGCAGGGGAGGUGAGCUCUGCACUCUUAAGAGCUUUUAUGCCCAGCUCAUCACCCUCAGGCUGCAUGAUUAGCAGUUGCUGAUCAGCUCCUGUUUUCCAAGGUUAAAGAAGAAAGGUAAAGAAGAAAAUAGUGGUGUGCUGCUUUAAAGGUAAGUCAUGCUUGUGUAUUUAGAGUAAGGACUUCCGCGUCUGUGCUGCCAAAGUUAAACUGGUGAAAUGGUAUGCAGGAGGCUGUCGUUUAGUGAAGCAUGUGGCUGUUAUGUAAAGGUUUUAAUUACUUUCUUCAUCUGUCUGCUUAGGAACACGAGAUGUCUGGCAAAAUUUUGAGAAGGCUCAAGGCGUUAAAGAAAGCUCAUCUAAAUAAAGGAGAAUUAACGUGACAUUGCAGUUACUUAAUCCUUUAUUGUCCUGCCAUGUGACUGCAGGGAUACUAAGGCGCAGCACUGCUUUUGCCUUUCCUGUCAUCUUCUAGAAUUAGGUGCUUCAUUAAACCCACCAUGGGAAGGAAACAGAGGGGCAACGAACUUUCUACAGCAAGGCUUCAACACAAAGUGACAUUUCCAAGGCACAGUGACAAGCUCACAGCUGAAGAAUGAAUCAAAGGCAAAUCCUACAGCCAGCUCUUGGACUGGUACCAGAAUCAAGUAGAACUGCGCUCUUAAGGUGGAAUCAUGAGGAUAGUGGAGAAGAUGAUGGGCACCCGGAGUGCUAUGGAGGAGAUGAAGAGAACAGGCAGCACAGGCUGACCCCAUUUGAGAAACUAAUGCAGGAUAUGUCUCACAAUGAAAAAGUGGUGAAAGAAUUAACCCUGGGAAAGAGAAUUGCCUUCUAUCGAGUCAGAGGAGAAAUAGGAAAUGGGAAUUUCUCACAAGUGAAGCUUGGAAUUCAUUCCCUAACUAAAGAGAAAGUUGCAAUUAAGAUUUUAGACAAGACAAAGCUAGACCGGAAGACUCAGCGUUUGCUAUCUCAUGAGAUAUCCAGCAUGGAGAAGCUGCACCACCCAAAUAUCAUCAGGCUGUAUGAAGUGGUGGAGACACUCUCAAAACUGCACCUGGUGAUGGAGUAUGCAGCAGGUGGGGAGCUCUUCACUAAAAUCAGUACAGAAGGAAAGCUGCUAGAAACGGAGUGUAAAAUAAUCUUCUCCCAGAUUGUGUCUGCUGUGAAGCACAUGCAUGACAAUAAUAUAAUUCACCGGGACCUGAAAGCAGAAAACGUCUUCUACGCCAGUAACACCUGUGUUAAGGUGGGAGACUUUGGAUUCAGCACAAUAAGUAAAAGAGAUGAAACUUUAAAAACUUUCUGUGGCUCUCCUCCUUAUGCUGCUCCUGAACUCUUCCGAGAUGAAAACUAUAUAGGCAUCUAUGUGGACAUCUGGGCACUAGGAAUCCUACUAUACUUCAUGAUGACGGGUAGCAUGCCAUUUCGGGCAGAUACUGUAGGCAAACUGAAGAAGUGCAUUCUUGAAGGGACAUACACUUUGCCUCCCUGCCUCUCAGAAAAUUGCCAGAAACUGAUAAAAGGAGUCCUUCAGCCCAUACCAACCAAGCGAUACUCUGUCAAACUGAUUAUGAACAGCGAAUGGAUGCAAGGCAUACAGUUUCCCAAACCUUUACAGACAUUUAAACUGGAUCCUAAGUAUUUAUCAGACAUCAGUAUGCUCAAGGAAGAAGAAAUUGAAGUGAAAAAUAUUCUGGAAGAUCUUGGAAUCACAGAGCAGCACAUUCAAAAUAACCGGGGAAGAGAUGCACGCAGCUCAAUAACAGGGGUCUACAGGAUUGUGCUGCACAGAGUACAGAAGAAAAGGGCACUUGAAUCUGUUCCUAUAAUGUCCCACCCAGAUCCCACAGAACAAGACUUGAGGAAAGCAAUCCAUUCUUACGGUGGGAUUAAGCACACAUCCAAGCUGUGUUCUAUUUUAUAAAUUUGCACUGCGGACUUUAUACUCAGCACAUUUGACAGAGGGGAUUAUUCACUUUUCAAAGGGGAUUAUUGAUUUUUCCUGAAUUCUGGUGUUACAUUUUUUUAUUUGUAAUUUGAAUAAACCAAAAAUGCCUCCUCUUCUUUGCAUUUCUCAAGUCACAGUGAAGUGCUCAAACACCGAGCUCUCGUGCAUUUGUUUGACCCUUGCUCCAGACACUGGGUAUAGCCAGUGCAAGAACCCCAGUAAUUGAAAGGAUCAUGAGUGGAGGUGAUCAUUUAGUAAAGAUCAUACCACUGCAUUUAACCCACUUGGAGAUUCCUGGUACAGGCAUGUAACAGCUAACUUCUGAAAAGCUGUAUGUCAGCUUGAUACAACUUUACCACUGCAAACCAGGACAGUUUUUGCACAGAACUAAAUUUAAGCAGAGACCAGACCAUAAUCUAAACAAUUGCAAAUUCUUCUUUUGAGCUUCCUCAUCAAAAUAGUUUUUAAAAAGCAUUUUCUUUUAAGAAACAGCAAUGCUGCUGUUGACUGCAGUCUGUUUGUCAUGAUUCCGACAGACAAAUUAAGAUACAGUGCAUAUGUGGUUGCAAUUCCUAAUGCCUGACUGGUUGGACUACUAUCAGCUAACCUUCUGACACCUUCCACUGCUUGCAUGAUUCUGUCAGUUGGGAACUGCUUGGACUCAUUGCACUUCAAUAAAGAAAGAUUUAAGUGUACUCCAAAACUCAUGUAGUUUUAAAUUCUUGCUAUAGCACUUGUUACCAGUAGCUGAACGCAACCAGUAGCAAAAUCCAUUUGUAUCUGCUGAGCAUUGCAGGCUUGCACUCACUCCUGCCACGCUGCUUUGGCAACCAAAGGUGGAACAAAGAUGAUUUUGACACUUGGCCACUGCAAGUUAAAGUUGGAUAGGCUGACACCAACAGUUGUUCUGAGCAUCACCAAGAUGUAGGUGCUCGAAUUUUCAGGUUUAAUUGCUGAUUUUAUACUUUCACCUUCAACAGCAUCAGCUCCAAUGCAAAGGACAAGAAUGGUAGCUUUCUUCCCUGAACAGGGACAGCCGAUCUGCUUAAGCUAAGACCUGCUUAAGCUAAGAUGUAGAGCCUGUAUGACUUUAGUUAAGGUAAGAUACCUGACAGAAGGUUUACAUAGGUAGAGCUGGUGCUUUCAAAUGUUAAGGGCAGGAUGCCUUAUCUAUUAUGAGGGCUGAUGGGACGAUUAGUUGACUUUGGAAGGAGUAAUUAAUUUAAAUGAGCAACAGAAUGAGUCUGAAAAGCCACUCCUGGGAAACUGGAUUCAGUGAGGCUCAGGUAUGUACAAAGCAAGAACCAAGCCCCCUUUGCAGAUUUUCUGAGGGGGAUAAAACAAUACCAUCUUCUGUAAGACAGUAAUAAAGAUUAAAUUCCUCUGCUAUAAACAGUUUCCAUAUGAAAGCAUUUUAAGUUAUCUUGAGACAUAGCCCCGAUGGAGUGGUUUUACACCAGCCUAAGUAACCCCUUCGUUUUGUUGGGAAUGACACAAAGAAGACAGAUCCAGAAUAUCCACACAGCCUGUGAACCCACAACUUCAGGUUUUCACAGAGCCAGUUUCCUCUUUCUUUCCUGUUGAAAAUAAAGCGUCCUGAAAACCCAACAAGUCAGCACUACUCCAACAGGUUUCAAAUAUCUCAAACUUUAUUUUAAUAAAGGAUCAGCCUCACAGACCUGGGAGGUCUCUGCCAGUAGCUCACUUCUUGGUUCGUCCACUGCCAGCAAUGGACUUUGUUCCAUGACUGUUUUCCUGGUGCCAAGAUAAGUUUCACGAGGGCAAUCUAAACCAAAAUACUUGCAAACACUAUCAUCAUGCAUCACUGCUCCAUCAUUUUUAGCAGAACAAACAGAUUAGUAUUCAUCAAUUUAUAUUAAACAACUAUUUUAUCAAGGCUUGACCGCACAAAUACAGCAAGUUAUCAAGUCCUAGUGAGUGACAGGUAAUACAAACACUUCAUUACACACACAAAAAAAUUGUGAUUAACAGAGAAAUAAUUUUUUGCUACUUUAUAUUAGAUAAUGUGGCUUUGUAGAAUUAGCAAAGAAAUAAACUCAACAAAACUUAAUCUGUACAUUAGCUCAAUUUAAAUAUAUAUAUCUAUAUAUAUAGAUAUAGAUAGAUAGAUAUAUAUAUUACAGGCUUAAAAGGCUCAUGUCGUAGUUCAUUUCCAAUCUGGGCUUUAAAAAUCUACCAGAAUGGGCUCCCCAUUACCACUAUAAAUCUACCACUGGCAAAAUGGAUAGCUUGUUGGAAAAAAAACCUAAACUAAACCAAAAGAAAUAAAAGACGCUAGUCUACAGUAUUAACAGUAGUGAGAAGGACUUCAAGGUACAAAGCCAAAUUCAAA
Messenger RNA from Pseudopipra pipra, 9006 nucleotides. RefSeq names its product NIM1 serine/threonine protein kinase (gene NIM1K). Gene Ontology annotation, molecular function: protein serine/threonine kinase activity; tau-protein kinase activity; ATP binding. Gene Ontology annotation, biological process: microtubule cytoskeleton organization; intracellular signal transduction; protein phosphorylation. The transcript has 4 exons. Gene Ontology annotation, cellular component: cytoplasm. The record is from RefSeq and is a predicted model, not a curated record. Bases 5301 to 6629 code for a protein of 442 amino acids. NCBI's taxonomy places the organism in Eukaryota, Metazoa, Chordata, Aves, Passeriformes, Pipridae.